Messenger RNA from Candida tropicalis MYA-3404, 1296 nucleotides. It is a transcript of the gene MNN11, whose product is annotated as alpha-1,6-mannosyltransferase. NCBI's taxonomy places the organism in Eukaryota, Fungi, Ascomycota, Pichiomycetes, Serinales, Debaryomycetaceae. Gene Ontology annotation, molecular function: alpha-1,6-mannosyltransferase activity. Bases 1 to 1296 code for a protein of 431 amino acids. The transcript has a single exon. Gene Ontology annotation, biological process: protein N-linked glycosylation. Gene Ontology annotation, cellular component: mannan polymerase complex; Golgi membrane. The record is from RefSeq and is a predicted model, not a curated record.
AUGUUUAGUACAGGAGGUGGCUCAGGCACAUUCAAGCCAAAGUAUGGGAAGUCCAAUACAUCAUUCUUGCCUCUACCUGCUACAUUUCAAAGAAUUAACCGUAAAACUAGAUUACCAUUAAUAAUAGUGGCAUUGUUAUUUGUUUGGUAUUUUUUAAAUCCACUUUCGUUCAUUAAUUAUAUAUUCUUUUCGUCCACUUCCACUGUAACUUAUCCAAAAGGUCAUCCAUUGACAAGUAGACAAACAAUUGAAACAACAUCAAAAUACAUUUAUCCUCCAAUUGAACAUGCUCCUUUGUUAAAGAAAUUGACAUCCGAGAAGUUAUUUAUUGAACAUCGUUAUAGGGAUCAAGACAUGGAUAAAGUUAAAAUAAAAUCAUUAAAUGAUUUCGAUGAUCCAGAUUAUACCGUGCAAAAACAAAUAGAAGAUGAUCAAAACAAAAAACUGGAUUUAGACAAAGCUAAAAACCACUUCAAAAACCAAGACAAAAUUGUAUACAGUCCUUCUUCAAGUUCAAAAGGUCCUGAAUUGGUUAUUGUUACUGCUGUUGAUUUCGAUAAAUAUUCAUUGGAUGCAUUAACAAAGAUUGUUCAAAAUAGAGUUGAUUAUGCUCAUUUGCAAAAUUAUGGUAUCUAUGUCAGAUGGUACCAAGAAUUUUUACCAUAUUUUAAUGAUUUCAAUGCUUUAAAUGACAAGGAAAGAUCAAAAUGGGUUAGAGUAUUUUGUAUGAAAGCAGCCAUGUUUGCAUUCCCAAAUGCCAAAUGGUUCUGGUAUUUGGAUCAAGAUGCAUUAAUUAUGAAUAUGAAGACUAAUGUUGAUGAUUAUUUGUUGGAAACCAAUUCAUUGAGCUCCGUUAUGUUAAAAGAUCAACCGUUGAUUCCUCCUAAUGGACUUAUUAAGACAUACAAAAAUGCUAAAGCUGAAGCAAUAAGAUUUAUCUUUGUCCAAUCUAGUCAAAAAAUUGAAACCGCAUCAUUCAUUGUCAAAAAUGAUGCUAUUGGUAAAUCAAUGUUGGAUAUCUGGGGUGACAAUCUUUACUUGAAUUAUCCAAAUUUCCCAUACGGUCCAGACUCAGCCUUAACUCAUAUCUUACAAUGGCAUCCAUUUAUUUUGAGUAAAACCACGAUUGUCCCUACAAAGACUAUUAGUGCUAGUCAUACAUUCAAGGAUGUUGGUAAAAACUUUGCUUAUGAAGAUGGUGAUUUGGUCGCACAAUGGGAUGACUGCAAUAAUCCAACUGAAUGUGAAAGUAUAUUGAAUAACUAUUACAAUAAAUUGAAGAAAGCAAAGGCUUAG